AUGAAUACUUCACCAAUUCUAAGUACUGAGGAUUAUUUCGCUGAAAACUUCUUUUCUGAAUUCAUCAAUAUAAACAAUGAACCAUUGAUAUCAAAUGAGGCUUUAUAUUUGACAGAAAUUAUUGAACCGAAAUUGAGGCCAAUUGAUUUGACAGAAAUUAUUGAACUUGAGCCGGAAUCAAUUGAAGAAAUGGAAGAUCAAGGUGUUGACAAAGAUAUUUCAUAUCCUAUUGCAUUGGAGAUGGUUUUUACAAAUUGGAAUGAGCUAGAUGGACUUAUACCUGAAAUGUGUAAUGAAAUAAAAAUGCUUGCAUCAAGUGGAGUACAUGCUGAAGCAAUUAUUGAAGUCUUGCAAAAAAAGAACUCAGGAAAAUAUAUUCAUGCUCACAAUGUAUAUAAUGUAAUUCAAAUGUCACAUGAUCACGAUAACACAGUAACAUUGUGUUUUACACAUUGUGCAUUUAAUGCAGGUGUGCAAAGCACACAACGAUUUGAAUCAUAUAAUGCAAUAAUCAAAAAACAAGCAAACGGGUUGUCAAGUCUUUUGGAAUUGGUGUAUAAUGUUGAAAGAUUAUUGGAUAAAGAAAGUUACUUUGUGCGUUUUAAUGAAAUUAUUGAUCAACUUCCUAUAAAUAGAGAAGAAA
This is a messenger RNA of Racocetra fulgida, 643 nucleotides long. The record is from the annotation of a GenBank genome assembly. NCBI's taxonomy places the organism in Eukaryota, Fungi, Glomeromycota, Glomeromycetes, Diversisporales, Gigasporaceae.